AUUUGGUGGGCAUCGAUGGCCAAGUGGCUCCGGGACUAUCUGAGCUUUGGCGGCCGGAGGCCCCCUCCGCAGCCGCCCACCCCCGACUACACCGAGAGCGACAUCCUGCGGGCCUACCGCGAGCAAAAGGACCUGGACUUCGAGGAUCCUUAUGAGGAUUCCGAAGGCCGCUCCGAGCAGGAGCCCACCGGGUCCGGGGACCCGAAAUACAACUCGCCCAGGCAUCAUCGGCUAAUCAAGGUGGAGGCUGCGGACAUGGCCAGAGCCAAGGCCCUACUGGGUAGCCCUGGGGAGGAGCCGGGAGCAGACACUGAGUACUCAGACCCGUUCGAUGCCCAGCCUCAGCCACCAGCCCCGGAUGAUGGGUACAUGGAGCCCUACGAUGCCAGGAGCGUUUCCAGUGAACGGCCAAGCAGAGCCGUCCAGCUUUAUGAUACGCCAUAUGAGGAGGAGCGCGAUACAGAACCGGAAGACGGACCGGCUUCUGGCCAGGGCAGGCUGCCCCUGGAGGAUGAGAGGCCAGCGGAUGAAUACGACCAGCCGUGGGAAUGGAAGAAAGAUCACAUCUCCAGGGCCUUCGCAGUACAAUUUGAAGGUCCUGACUGGGAACGCACCCCAGGCUCCACCAAGGAGCCCCGAAGACCGCUGCCUGCGGAGCGCGUGGACACAGCCCUGGCCCUGGAGAAGCAGCCGUGGUUUCACGGCCCCCUGAGCCGCGCAGAGGCCGAAAACCUUCUGUCCCUCUGCAAGGAAGGCAGCUACCUCGUGCGACUCAGCGAGACCAGAGCUCAGGACUGCAUUCUGUCCCUCAGGAGCAGCCAAGGUUCCAUGCACCUGAAGUUUGCGUGGACCCGGGAGAACCAGGUCGUGCUGGGCCAGCACAGCGGGCCCUUCCCCAGCGUGCCUGAGCUGGUCCUGCAUUACAGUGCCCGCCCACUGCCUGUGCAAGGCGCAGAGCACCUGGCCUUGCUCUAUCCUGUCACCAGCAGCCAGAGCCCUGAAGGACUCUGCACAUUGGCUGCUAGGCCAGAGAGGGAGUGGGGGACCCUUGGCGCACAGACUUCCUCCAAGCCAUCUUUCAUGCCCCUUGGUGGGGUGCUCCAGACCACUAAAACACUGUCAGGACUUGUGAGGGGCUUGGCCAGCUAA
Messenger RNA from Acomys russatus (golden spiny mouse), 1149 nucleotides. RefSeq names its product Src homology 2 domain containing transforming protein D (gene Shd). Gene Ontology annotation, molecular function: phosphotyrosine residue binding. The record is from RefSeq and is a predicted model, not a curated record. Lineage: Eukaryota; Metazoa; Chordata; Mammalia; Rodentia; Muridae.